This is a messenger RNA of Cyprinodon tularosa, 6224 nucleotides long. RefSeq names its product fer-1 like family member 6 (gene fer1l6). The record is from RefSeq and is a predicted model, not a curated record. Gene Ontology annotation, biological process: plasma membrane organization. Lineage: Eukaryota; Metazoa; Chordata; Actinopteri; Cyprinodontiformes; Cyprinodontidae. Gene Ontology annotation, cellular component: membrane. The coding region runs from base 236 to 5869 and encodes 1877 amino acids. The transcript has 46 exons.
UUUUUGCAUAGGAAGCAACAAGCAGAAGUUGUUAAGUCGUGCAGAAAGUCUGAGAGCCAGCCAUGCUUCCAGGGAAAGAUGUCAAAGAAGGAAAUUGACAGCAGAUAGAAUAUUAUGUGUCCCUUCUGAUCUGACUGGGCAGAUCUUAGGAAAAGUACAGCUAAAGUCAAGUCGGAUUACAUGUGAAGUGAAAUCUUUAUUGUGGGAACAUAAGACUUUUGCAGAAAUCAGCUAAAUGGAUCUAUUGGACAGUCCUGCAUCUCAGCAGAGAAAGGGGAAGAAGAAGCUGUUUGGCCUCAAAGUGAAGAAGAAAAAGAAGAAAGACAGCGAAGACCUCGUCCUGGCAAAUAAAGGCGCUGUGGACAGUGAGGUGGAGGCUUCCUCUGAAGCAUCUUUCCUACAGGAAGGAGAGAACCCUGAGGAGCAGCUAGCCAUCAGAAGAAUAAAACCAAACACAAAGAGAGCCAAACUUCAAACUCGCAUUCAGGGCAGUGAAGGAAAACCAGAGAGCUUCCAGAUUGCCAUCAAUAUCACAGAAGCCAGGCAGCUUGUGGGGGAAAACAUAGACCCCAGUGUGGUGAUUGAGAUUGGGGAUGAGAAGAAGCAGACAUCCGUCAAAGAAGGAACCAACGCUCCCUUUUACAACGAGUAUUUUGUGUUUGACUUCUUUGCCCAUAAAGAGGUCUUUUUCGACAAAAUCAUCAAACUGACGGUUGUUCACUCAAAGAUGUUGAAGUCAUUUACCGUGGGAUCUUUUAAGCUGGACGUUUGGACGGUCUACAAGCAGCCAGGUCACCAGUUUAUGAACAAGUGGGCAGUGUUGACCAACCCAGGUGACCUGAGCACUGGAGUCAAAGGCUAUGUUAAAUGUGACAUCAGCGUCUCAGCAAAAGGAGAUGCCGUGCAGCCGGGACCAAAAGCGAGUGAUGCUGAAGAGCAGAUCGAAAAGAACCUCCUGAUUCCAGAGGGGCUUCCCUCUGAGCGCCCGUGGGCCCGUUUCUGUGUGAAGGUGUACCGAGCUGAAGGCCUCCCUCGAAACAACUCCAGCAUUAUGGCCAACGUUACCAAGGCCUUUAUAGGAGACAACACAGCACUCAUUGACCCCUAUGUUGUAGUCAGCUUCUUUAAACAACUGGGUCGCACGUCCACCCAAAAGUCCUCAGCUGAUCCAGUGUGGAACGAGCAGAUUGUCUUCACUGAGAUGUUUCCUCCUUUGUGUCAGAGAUUAAAGAUUCAGGUCUGGGAUGAGGGAAGCAUGAAUGAUGUUGCCAUAGGAACCCAUUACUUUGACCUAAGACGUAUUUCUAAUGAACAAGAUGGUGACAAAGGGUUUUUACCAACGUUUGGUCCUGCUUGGAUUAACCUAUAUGGCUCAGCGCGAAACUUCUCCUUGGGUGAUGACACAGGGGAACUUAAUGAAGGCAUUGGUGAAGGGGUUUCCUUCAGGGGUAGGGUCUACUUGGAGCUGGCGGUGGAGAUCCUGUCCGGAGGCACGGGCUCAGAGUCCAAACUCAGUCGGAUGAUUAAACCUGUGAAAGACAUAAAAGCAGGGAAAGCUGGUGUGAAGGAUGCAAAGAGUCCUGCUGGAGGAGCAGGAGGAGGGACAGGGGCAGCUGAUGAUGAUAAAGGAAAAGCAGCUGAGGUCCUUCCUGUUGACCCCCCUUCUUUGCCAAAAGAAGAUGACUGUGAAACCUUCCUGCUGUUUGGCGCAUUGCUUGAAGCCACCAUGAUUGACCGUAAGAUUGGAGACAGGCCCAUCAGCUUUGAGUUCUCCCUUGGUAACUAUGGCAAUGUCCUGGAGUCUCCACCUCAGCAAAGCACUGCCAGUCCUGCUGUCACUAGAAGGAGGAAGGCUCUUGACGUCCCAGAUAGCAGUGAAGCAUUUGGCUCCUCAAUGCUGAGCUCCUCUCCUACCAGCUCAUCCUCACUGCUUCUACCCAAAGAACCUUUGGACACAUCUUUAGCCUCUAAAUCCACCACACCUCCAGAGAAACCUCUCAUCGUUGAAGGAAACAGACACUACAUGUAUUUACCUCUGGAGAAGAAGCCCUGUGUGAAUGUGGUGAGCUACUGGGAGGACAGAACUUACCGGCUGCACAACUCAAAUAUGCUGGAGAAUAUAGCAACACUCUUUGAGGAGGGUGUUUCCGCUGCUGCUGAGCUACUCAAGAAGUUGGACCCAGCAGCUGAAGCGACUUUAAGAGCUGUGCUCAGAAACUUUUGUUUGGAUGCCAGGAGUUUCAUUGCAGCUGCAGAGGCCAAACUGAAAGCGGGGCAGAAGAGCAGCUUUCUGACUCUGCUGGACAAGAAACGCUUGACCAUGUGCAAACAGGAGCUGGAGAGCAUGAUCGGAGAGGCUGAGUCGUUGUUGGGGAGGAAGAGAACAGGGGGAGCAAAAGAAAUCCUGCAAGAAGCAACUAAGCUAACACAAAAACUGCGUUUCCUCGUGGAGGAGCCCCAACAUACAGUCCCGGACAUGUUUGUGUGGUUGCUUAGCAACAACAAACGUGUUGCAUAUGCCCGGGUUCGAACCAGAGACCUGUUGUACUCCAGCAACCAGGAAUCCAGAGGAAUCCUCUGUGGGAAGAUAUUAACACUAUAUCUGAAGCCACCAGGGAAGCGGCCUUCAGGAUUGUCAGUUCAAGCCAAGCUGGAUGUGUAUCUGUGGUUUGGAGCUUGCUCAGACUCUGCCCACAUGCUGGAUGACCUGCCUGCAGGAUACCGACCAGACACAGGGGGCGCCGAUGGUAACAGCCCUCCUUCAUACCUGCUUUGCACAGAGCAGAACCAGUUCGCGCUGCGCUGCCACAUGUAUCAGGCUCGUGGUCUUAUCGCUGCAGACAACACAGGCCUGUCGGACCCAUUUGCUCGAGUCACGUUUCUCUCACACUGCCAAACCACCAAUAUCAUUAAUCAGACUCUCAGUCCUACAUGGAAUCAAUGUUUACCAAUGAGCAACCUCGUGCUGAGUGGAGACCUGCAGCAUGUCCUGGCAGAGCCGCCAUAUGUUGUUGUUGAGGUUUACGAUGAUGACGCUCUGGGAAAGGCAGAGUAUCUGGGUGCCACAGUGGCCGUCCCUGAAGUGCGGUUGGCCUCCGAACCCUACUCCCCCCCUACCCUGCAGUACAGUCCGAUUCACUGUGGCAGCCAGUCAGGAGGAGACCUGCUGGCCGCAUUCGAGCUGCUGCAGGUUAAAGCCUCUGAACAGCUGAAUGUUCCAGAUUUAGAGGAGCAGGAAGGAGGCAUCUAUACUGUUCCUGCCUACAUUAGGCCUGUUCUCAGCACCUACAGGCUGGAGGUUUUGUUCUGGGGACUGAGGGAGCUGAAGAAGGUUCAGCUCCUAUCCGUUGAUCGGCCACAGGUGUUCAUCGAAUGUGCAGGUAAAACCCUGCGCUCCUCGGUUAUCCAGAAGUACAAGUCCAACCCAAACUUUACCACACUGGUAGAUGCCAUUGAGCUGGAGUUACCAGAAAAUGAACACCUACAUCCUCCACUCAGUAUAACAGUUGUUGACUGGCGGGCAUUUGGCCGCAGCACACUAGUUGGAAACCACAUUAUCAACAACCUCAAGGCCUUCACAUGCACUGCUCUGCCUCCUCCUCCUCCUCCUCUAGUUCAGUUACCCAACCCUCCUCAGGUCACGCUAACCCCAAGACCUUCUCUGACCCCAGAGCCACAUGGAGUUGAGGGGCUGUCCCAGGAUGCUAUGGAGACCUGCUCGACAGUGGCCCUCACCAAUCAGGACUUCCUAAUUACUGUGGAGGACGAAGCUUCUCCAGCUCCAGCUCCACCUACACCACAACCAGAACCUAAAAGAAAGAAGGAGAGAAUCUCAAAGAGCAUCCACAGAUCCACCAAGAGGAAGAGGCGGACAAUUGCGGAUGAAUCUGCAGAGUCUGUUAUUGACUGGUGGUCCAAAUACUUUGCAUCUGUAGACAAACAAGCAGCCCAGAAGACAAGCUUUGAACUACCAAACGCGUUUGAGAAAGCUUCACCGUACCACAGCAUGCUCAGCGAUGGAAUAGACACUUUGGUCGGCAGCCAGUCAGAUGGAGACAAGAAGAAGAAACAGAAAGGAAAGGGGACGCUGGAGCUCCCUACUGGCUUACCUACUAAAAUAGUGACACUCCAGCUAUACAAUAAAGAGCUGGAGGCAGAGUUUGGUGCGUUUGAUGAUUGGGUCAGCACAUAUGAACUGUUCAGGGGUAAGGCCAACGAGGAGGAGGGAACAUCUGAUGAGAGGUUCGUUGGGAAGUUUAAGGGUCGAUUCUGCCUCUAUAAGAUAAGUGAUGAUGAAGCAGAGGAUGAAGAGGAUUUCAUCGACUUAGGCCACUUCAGGGUGAACAGAGGAAUCCCUCAGAACAUUUCUGUACAAGUUCUCAUCCGGGUUUACAUCGUCUCAGCGUCCAACCUGCAUCCAGCGGAUCCAGAUGGGAAGGCUGACCCUUAUAUUUUACUUCGCCUUGGGAAAAAUGAAAUCAAAGACAGAGAUAACUACAUUCCCAAACAGCUAAACCCUGUUUUUGGAAGAUCUUUUGAGAUGCAGGCCACGUUUCCUCAGGAGUCUCUGCUGUCGGUGCUGAUUUACGACUAUGACCUGGUAGGAGGUGAUGACCUGAUUGGAGAGACUCGCAUUGAUCUGGAGAACCGAUUCUACAGCAAACACAGAGCCACAUGUGGACUCCCCACUGAGUACAGCCUAGGGGGUUAUAAUGCCUGGAGAGACUCUCUAAAACCAUCGGAGCUGCUGUCAAAAAUGUGCAGAGAGAAUGGUGUGGAUGGUCCUCAUUUUAGACCAGGACGCAUCACCGUGGCUGACAAAAUCUUCACAGGCAAAACAAUCUACAUGGAUGAAGAUGAGCCGGUGGAGUCCUAUGAGCACCUGUCCCUCAAAGUCCUGCAUCGCUGGGCUGAGAUCCCAGCUGUGGGAUGCAAACUAGUACCAGAACACAUUGAGACAAGAACUCUUUACAACAAGGCACGGCCUGGAAUGGAUCAGGGUCAGGUCCAGAUGUGGGUGGAUAUGUUUCCAAUGGAUUUACCUCAUCCAGGACCCCCAGUGGAUAUUUCACCCAGAAAACCCAAAGGGUAUGAGCUGCGCAUCAUCAUCUGGAACACAGAAGAUGUGAUCCUUGAAGACUCGAACUUCCUGACGGGUCAACAGUCCAGUGACAUCUAUAUCAAAGGUUGGCUGAAAGGUUUAGAAGAUGACCGACAGGAAACUGACGUCCACUACAACUCUCUGACCGGAGAAGGAAACUUCAACUGGCGCUUCGUAUUCCCCUUUAGCUACCUGCCUGCUGAAAAGGUUGUGGUGGUGAAGAAGAGAGAGCACAUUUUCUCCCUGGAUAAAACAGAACAGAAGCUUCCAGCCAUCCUCAUCCUGCAGGUUUGGGACUUUGAGACGCUCUCCUCAGAUGACUUCCUAGGUACGCUGGAGCUGAACCUCCACGGAUUUCCCCGUGGAGCGAAAACAGCCAAGUCGUGUAAAGCUGACAUGCUGACGGAGGUGACAGACAGAAUCUCCAUCUUCCAGCACAAGAGAGCUCGAGGCUGGUGGCCUUUCAGCAAGUCUGGAGAGCUCACGGGGAAGGUGGAGGCAGAGUUCCAUCUUGUGACGGCUGAAGAGGCUGAGAAAAAUCCUGUUGGAAAAGCACGGAAGGAACCAGAACCACUGCCCAAACCAAACCGUCCAGACACCUCCUUCUCCUGGUUUGUCAACCCUUUCAAGUGUUUCUUCCACUUGGUGUGGCGGAACUACAAGAAGUACAUCAUCAUCGCUCUGGUCCUUCUGAUCUCCGUGCUUUUCCUCGCCCUGCUCUUCUACACCCUGCCAGGAGCGAUCUCUCAGAAGAUUAUCAAUGGAUAACAUUUGACUGGGCCGGCAGUUUUUGGACAGAUUUAGAAAUGAUCAUUAUUCAAACUUUAAUCUGAUAAGUUAACAAUAUAAUGAAAAAAAAGAAUCCAAUAAAACAAACAGUUGUAAAAUUAUUUAUGCAAACUCAGAACUCGUCCCCCUGUAACUUUAUCUUAUGUGAUUUUAAAGUUUUAAUACUAAGAAGCAAACACCUCUGACUGCUGGGAUUGUUAAGAAGACCACUGCAAGGAUCAUGGUAGAAAAAACAUGAAUAAACAAAAAAACGUAAAAACAGGGUUCCUACAGCAUAAGGCAAAUUCAAGACUUUUUAAUGCCACUUGAAAUAAAAAUUUAAGACCAAAUUCAC